CAAUCUUUCUGGAAAAUUCCACAUCUUUCUUCCUGGCCCUCAAGAUGUUCGAGACACAUCCUUCUCUUUCUCAUUUUAUCCCCCCCUCUUGCCCAUCAAAACCAACACCACAUUCCCAACGAGCAGCAAUAAAACACUACAACCCCAGCACCGCAGCGUAUAACCAGUUUUUGUACUCUCAAGUUUUAGCAGGAAAUUAGUUGAAGAAGAGUAGAAAUCUCAUUAUAGUAAUGGGAGUGGAUUACUACAACACAUUGAAGGUUGACAAGAAUGCUAAAGAUGAAGACUUGAAGAAGGCUUAUAGAAAGCUAGCUAUGAAAUGGCAUCCUGAUAAGAACCCGAAUAACAAGAAAGAAGCUGAGGCCAAAUUCAAACAGAUCUCUGAAGCUUACGAGGUUCUAAGUGAUCCUCAAAAGAGAGCAAUUUAUGAUCAAUAUGGAGAAGAAGGGCUUAAAGGUCAGGUUCCACCACCAGAAGCUGGUGGUCCAGGAGGAGCAACCUUCUUCUCAACAGGAGAUGGGCCGACAACAUUCAGAUUCAAUCCGAGAAAUGCUGAUGACAUUUUUGCUGAAUUUUUCGGCUUCUCGAGUCCAUUUGGAGGAAUGGGAGGUGGUGGUGGUAUGAGGGGUGGUUCAAGGUCAUUUGGUGGAAUGUUUGGGGAUGAUAUUUUUAGUUCUUUUGGCGAGGCACGUCCAACCAAUCCAGCUCCUCGGAAGGCUCCUCCAAUAGAGAAUACUUUGCCUUGUAGCCUGGAGGAGCUCUACAAGGGGACCACUAAAAAGAUGAAGAUUUCAAGGGAGAUUGUUGAUGUUAGUGGGAAAACACUGCCAGUGGAGGAAAUCUUGACUAUUGAUAUCAAGCCUGGUUGGAAAAAGGGAACAAAAAUAACCUUCCCGGAGAAAGGUAAUGAGCAGCCAAAUGUUAUCCCUGCAGAUCUUGUCUUCGUAAUCGAUGAGAAACCACACAGCACAUUCACAAGGGAAGGCAACGAUUUGGUUGUGACGAAGAAGAUACCUCUUGUGGAAGCUCUAACAGGCUGUACCGUUCAUCUCACGACCUUGGAUGGGAGGACCCUCACCAUCCCCGUCAACAACGUGAUUCAUCCGAACUAUGAGGAAGUAGUCGCCAAGGAAGGUAUGCCAAUACCGAAGGACCCAUCAAAGAGGGGCAACUUGAGAAUCAAGUUCGACAUCAAAUUCCCAACAAGGCUAUCUGCUGAGCAGAAGUCAGGAAUCAAGAAACUAUUAAAUUCUUAGAUCCGGCCGAUAGUACAUGUGAAUAUUUUUUGAGAUGGUUGUGAGUUUCUGCCUCUGUCUUGUGUCUGUAUGGCUGAAUCAAUAGAGCAUUCAUUGUCAGGAUGAAUAAAAAGCAGCGGUUUCAGCCUGUGCCCUAUUGGAUUAUAUAGUGUACUAAUGAUAACUACUAAACUAAGUCAUAAGAAGAUGCUUGUCAUAAA
Populus trichocarpa (black cottonwood) is the source of this 1456-nucleotide messenger RNA. RefSeq lists its product as uncharacterized. Gene Ontology annotation, cellular component: cytosol. Lineage: Eukaryota; Viridiplantae; Streptophyta; Magnoliopsida; Malpighiales; Salicaceae. Bases 231 to 1256 code for a protein of 341 amino acids. The record is from RefSeq and is a predicted model, not a curated record. The transcript is spliced from 3 exons. Gene Ontology annotation, molecular function: protein-folding chaperone binding.